CAGGGCUGCUGUCAUGGGACUCUGGCGAGCAUCAGGUGGACCUGGAGAAGGAGCUCUCCACCCUCACGGCGCAGGCACCCGAGGGGGAGGAGGCCAGAUAUGGCGAGCGCCUUAUCCAGUUCGCAUCCGAGAACCUCGUGACGGAGAUCCUGAUCCAUCCGCAGAUGAACACGCUGAUGCAGUGCAUGCGCAACCUGCUCAGCUCCUUCACGCGGCACCGGCACCUCGUGCACGCCGGCUACACCUUCGCAGGGAACGGCUCCUGGAUCAUGCAGGACGGGACCUUUUCCCUGGCAGACUUUACGGACGCAUACCAAGAAAAUGAAGUGCAGCGCGUGAUUCGCGCGUACGAAAACUCAAUCUCGAUCGACGUGCAUUGCUCCACGAGCGGCGGCGGCGACUGGGCCAAGCUGCCCGAGAUGCCCUUCGUCAAGCACUGCAAGAUUAGGGUCAACCCUACGGACAUUUUGGACUCUGGCUCGCAAGCCAUCAAGGAUUUUAUCGCAUACCUGGACCCAUACAUUGUGCCAGCCAGCCUGGACCAGCUGCUGGUCUCCAGCGACGUGGUGGGCAACAUUCGCUUCAGCCACCCCACGCUCUACGUGUUCCCUGGAGGACAGGGGGAUGCCGCACUCUUCGGCAUCAACGGAUUCAACAUGCUUGUGGACGGCGGUUUCUCGCGCAAGGCCUGCUGGUGGGACUUCGCGAGGCACCUGGACCGUCUGGACGCGGUGCUGUUCACGCGUCUCAACAACUGCUCGGUGGCCGGCAUGUCGUCGGUACUGCGACGGAAGGCGGGCGCUAACGUCUACCCGCAGAUUGGACACUUCUUUUGUAACCUCGAAGAGCGCCGCGCUCUAGCCAGCCCGGACGGAGACAAGGACGCGGACCCGCUGCUCGUGUCGCUCCUGCAGGAGGGGUCGGACAUGAUGGCGGACCUGCGCCACCUCAACCUCAAGCCGCAGCACUGCUACCGCGGCCCCGAGCCUAUCAACCUUUACCACAAAGUUGGACAUGGGACACUUGACAUGUACGUACUGAAUCCGUCCAAGGACUCGAAACACGUUCGUGAAUUCCUAAAAAGGUGGCAUAACAGUGAACAAAAACUAUUUGAAGGUGCAAGUGUAUCUGGACAAUUCAAUUUUCCAAUUCCUAACCUAGUAUCCAUUUGUGCGUUACUCGUGUGGCGCCCAGCAAACCCAGAUGAGACAAUAACCAGGAUAAUGUUCCCUGGUUCCACACCACAACACAAAAUAUUCGAAGGCCUCGAGAAAUUAAAACAUCUCGAGUUCCUACAACACCCAACAUGCACGGGACGACAGAUGGCGCCGGCGCUGCCAGCCAUCACCGCUACGACUACCUCUACCACAGUUACCACGACAAAAUCGACCAAACACGCUGUUUCGAAAACAAGCAAAGAACGAAGUAUCAUCACAGAGAAAGCGAAAGAAGAAAAAAUGGUUGAACCUGAACCUCCGCCAAAAGACAUUAUAAAAGACGAAACGGACUCUAAAAAUAUCAUAGACAAUAAAUUGCUCAGUGAACUAGUUGAGGGUGAGGAGAAAAAACUUGAAUCGGUAUUACAAGAUGCCAUAACGGCAAGGAUAGAAACUAAACUAGACGAUAAAAUUGCUCAAUACGAGAGCACAGUUUUAGAUGGAUUACCUAAAAAGAAAGAGGUUAAGAAAAAGGUUACCGAAAAGAAAACUAAGCGAGUUGAUAAGACUGACGACACAAAAGACUCUGUAGCUAAAACUACUGAAACCAAAAAGGCUGAGAUAGAAAAGACAAAAAUGGAAGCAAAGAAAAAGGUAGAGAGCAGAAUCAAAGCGGAAUCAAUGUCCUCAAUGACAAGAAGUAAAAUUAGUUACAGAACUUCCCAGAAAAUAGACAGAAAAUCUGCACCUAGCACUGUCGAAAAGAAAACUGCUGCAGAUGACAAAAAAUCUCCACCGACGACACCAAAGAAGACAGUUGAGUCCAAAAUGACCACUUCUGCUAUUCAAUCUUCUGCAAAAGAGCGAGUUAAGGCAAAGACACGAAAACUAAGCCCAGGGAGCACUCCCGCUAAGAGCGCUAAAGAAGCGAGUAAUCGAAGAGUUGCUGAAUCAAAAUAUAAACAGGCAUCUCCAAAAAGGGAUCUAGCACAAAAAGCGCCUGAAAGAAAAGAGCCUAAAAAGAGAGAACCUAUCUCAAGAAGGCCACGACCACUUGCUUCUCCAGUGAAGGGACUGAAAGCAAUGAAGAGUCCAUCAAAGUCUGUGAAAGCGAUUAAAGCCGACACUUCCAAGCUGAAAGGCUUACAAAGAGUAAAUUAUGAGGACAUUCUAAAAGAUGCCAAAAAAUCUGACGAAGACACCUCGAAAUCACUUGACGAUAUAAAACAACAAGAGUUAGACGAAAGAGAAGAACAAGAAAUUGUUAGAGAAAUCGAAGCAGUAUUUAAUAGAGAUAGUGAAGCCGAAGAAAAGGUUGAAUAUGUGGGACGCUCUGAUAUCGAGAAGAUUACCUGUAUGCUAGAUGAUGCCAAGACUGAAACGACUGCCGACGUUGAAUUUGAAGAAGAAUAUUUAAUAAUAGAAAAGGAAGAAGUGGAUCAAUAUACUGAGGAUUCCAUUGUUGAUCAUGUAAGUGGUCAUGAACAAGGAGAUGAACUCCAAAAACACAUCAAAGAUAAGGAAGAGUCUGAGAAGAAAAAAGAGGAACCCGUGAAAGAGGACGAAAUUGCACAUGAACUCAAAAUACCAGAACCUGAACAUGAAGCUGAACCCAAGCAAAUAGAAUCAAAAGAGCAUUCUGUGAGUGUUGAAGAAAAACAAGACAUAAGUAGUGAAAAGAAAACUUCGGACAGUAAAAGUGGAGCCCCGAAACCAAAAGAUUCACUCGAACUCAAUAUUGUACAAGAAUCCCAACCAGAUGAAAAAAUAUCUACAACGAUCGAAUCAGGUGCCACUACUGCACCGACAUUACCUGAAGAUGAACGGAUUACUCUUGAUGAUAUAAAAGAAGACCAACAAAUUGAAGAAAAACACAUUCAAGAAGAAACUAAAGAAAUUGUCCCACCACAAACAUUUGACAUUCAAAAAAUGACUACAUUAGAGAAGAGUCUCAAGUUAGAAACACAGCCAGCACCGAUCCGAGAAAUCGUUAAAACCCCUGAUGAGGUCGCCGAUUUACCUCUUCAUGAAGAAGUAGACUACCGAACAUACGAGGAAAAGAAAACGCCAGUUGAAGAAGACAUCUUUAAACGAAAACCAGAUGUUGGUUUUGUCCAUGAAAUUAAAGUUCCUAAAGAUUUGCCUCUUCCAGACCAGGAUGCAGCCGUUUCUUAUAAAGGAACCAAAGCGAUUGAAGAUGACGUUGUACUGAAAACUGUCCAGCGUGCAUCUCAUGCCGAACUGGUUACUGUCACUCCAGGGUCAGCGCCUGAAUCUCCUAUGUAUCACGAGCAAAUGAAAAUGUCUCAUACAUUAGCAGGAAAAGAAUUAGAGACUGUAAAAGAAUAUGACCAGGUAGAUUAUAACUAUGGUCAAUACACAGAACAAUUAAGAGAAACGCAUAUCACAACCCUUGAUUCGCCUAUUAAAGAUGAUAUUAUAAUUGUAGAAGAAGCACCGUGCAUGCCUGAAAAAAUACCUUCGAUUCCAGAGGAUGUUGAAAAGGAAAUUGAAGAAGAGCGAAAACUUGAAGCGGGUGAAAAACCUCCCUUAAGUCCAAUAGACGUUGAAAAGAUUGUUGCUGAUGUAGCUGAGGUGCUCAAAUCUGAAAAAAGUCUCGAGGAAAUAAUGGCUGAGAAAUCACCCAUUCAUCUCCGAAAGUCCCCUGAAACAGCAACGAUCUCUGAUGUUACUAUCACGACUGCCAUUGAAGCAACUAAACUGCUUUUAGCUAGUGAAAAAGAGUUAAAACAGGAAACCACUAAACAAGAAACAAAAGAAGUCAAACCAGAACUCGAGGAAAAAAUUGAACACGCAACAAUUGACAUUCAAAAAGAUGCAUCACCAGUUCGGUCAAUUACAUCAGAAGAUGUCAGUGAAGUUUCAGAUAAAACGGUGCUAAGUGAGGGUAAGCGAAGUAAACGAGAAAUUAAGGAGCAAAUAUCAGAAGUACAAGAAGCGACAGUUGCAAAAAGUAUAGAAGAGAAAUUCGUGUCCGAAAAAGAAGAUGAAAAUUUAGAAAAAAAGGAUAAAGAAAAAGAAAUACCUGAAUUAGAGGAGAUGGUCAAAGAUAUAGUAGCAGAAGAUACCGAAGCUACUGUGUCAAAAACGGAACAAGUUAUUCCGACAUCUCAUGACGACAUAACCGAAAUUAAAAUACCUGAAAAAAAAUUAAGCAUUACCCAUGAAUCGGCCAAAACUUUAGAAAAAUUAGAAGAGAAGAUUGCUGACCUUAAACGAAAAGAAGAACUUUCGCAAUCUGUUCUAACUCAAGAGGAGGAAAAACUAAAAUCGACUACUACCUUUGAAGUUAAGGACUUAAAAGAAACAAUCCAUAAAAAAGACUUACAAACAACGGACAAAAUGCCUACGGAGGACUCAUCAAAAUUAGAUCAAAUAUCAGUUCAUGACAAAGUCGUCACCAUCGAUGUUAGAAAACCAAGCCUAGAGAAAGAAUCUGACACUCUUCUCAGUACAGUUCUUCCCAAAGAACCUAAACCAGAGAAAGAGGAACAGAUGAAACAACUCGCAGAAAUGGUUUCCACGGUGUCAAAAUCUCCGAUUGAUAUUGAUACUAAAACAGAAAAGGUGGAACUUGAAAGUCAUGGCAUAGGAGCUCGUGUAUCAUCUGAAAGCCCUGAAUUGACUGACGAAGUGGAACAGACAGAUGUUGUUGACCAUGUAACCCAAAUUGAUCAAGACCUGCAGAAAGAUCUUAGCUUUGAAAAAGAUUCAGUUCCACUUUCUGUUAAGGAAGGUGAAAAACAACUGAUUUCUGAAAAAGACAGUGACGAAGAAAGUGUUCUUGAGAAAUUUGAUGAAAUUUCUACAUCAAAAUUGGAAGAACCAAAACUUGACAUGGACACGUCACACAAGGAUACAAUUACUACUCUUAAAGAGGGUUUAGUAUUAAAAGAUGUAACUUUUGAUGACAAGAAAGACAGAGCUGAAAAGAUCAGCCAUGACUUAACAGAGAUAACGAGUAUGGUUUCUAGCAAACUUGAUAAAAUGCAAGUAAGUUUAGAAAAGGAUAUAAUUGAAAUUAAACAGGAUCAAACAUUUAAAAAAAUCGAUGGUGAAGACACACUGACUGAUACUUGGAAGGAUUCAAUUUUGGAAUCAAAACAGAUGGCCAGUGACAUCAAGGAAGUUGAGUCCAUCACUAAAAAACUUGAUGAAAUGAAAGCACAACUGAAAAAAGACAUAAAAGCAGAACAAUAUAUUGACUCCGAACCUACUGAGGUUAGCCUGGACAAAGAAUUUGUAUUGACAACAGAAAGAGAAAAAAUAGGCGAGACCUCCAAGGUGCCGAAAGAGAAGCAAGAGUCUCCCGAAAGUGAAAAAGAAUCAAUUUCUACAGAAGACGGUGAAAGACUGUCUAUAAUUGAAAAAGUCAGUCCUUUAUCUGAAAAAUCAAUUGAAUCGAAACUCCUUUCUGAAACAAUUGCAACGUCUGUCGAAAACAUGACAAAAAAGGAUAGUGAAAAGGAAAUAAUUUCAACGAUUGAACCUGUUGAUCAAGAUACGUCGUCUGUAUCAUUGGUUGAAGAAACAAUUGAAAAAGAAAAAAUUAAAGAUUUGAAAGCUGAACCUCUUAUUAAAGAAAAACAAGACAAAUUUGGUGAAAUAAAGGAAAAAACUACUUCAUUCUUUUCAAAGAAGUUCGAAGGGAUAAAAUCUAUCUUUGAUAAAUCAACAACGUCAAAAGAUAUACCACCAGCGAAAGUUGAAGAAAAAAUAGCGACGGAUAAAAUACCCAGUCCAGUCACAGAUAUUGACUCAAAAGCAAGCACUAGAAAAGAAUCAAUAAAAACAAAAGAUGAAGAUAUGUCGCCUGAAGAUACAAGUCUAACUAAAGAAUAUUUUUCGGAAAAACUUUCAGAACAUAUUCUUUCACUUAACGAGGAACUCAAUGUUAUAAAAGAAGAUUUAGGUCAGAAUGAUUUCGAGAUCAAGCCCACUGAGAAAUUAGGCGCACUGCUUGACAAAGACCUGACUGACGAUAAAGAUAUUACUUCUGUAACAGACGAAACAACAAAAAAAGAACCAACAACAACAAAAGAUAUCGAAACAAAGGUUCUUGAAGAAUCAACUGCACUUCUUCAAAAUAAACUUUUAACAGGGGAUGACAGUAUUUUAAAAACUGUAAGCAAAGUAAUAAAAACUACUGGGGAAAAACUCGACCUUAGACUUGAGACAGAGCCUAUGGUGGUCAAAGAAGUGAUAUUAGAAGAAAUUGAGCCAGUUCUUGGAAAGGUUCCAAGUCCAACAAUUGAAAAAGCAAUAGAAAAAGAGACGACUCCCGACAAGGAAACUGUGUCAAUCAUUGAACAACCUGAAGUCAUUGAACCGGCUGCUGUGAAAGAAGUCACUGCAGAAAUAGUGACUAAACCGAAGGACAUGCCGCAAAUAAUAAAAACAGAACCUUCUGUAGAACAGGAACCAAGCCCAGAAGAUACUUCAGAAUUACAAAAAGACGCAAAAACUGAACUUGACAAGACACCAAGUCCUGUGAAAGAUUCAGCUAAAGAAAAAGAGGAAGCCAAGAUAUCUCUGGACAAGGAACCAAGCCCUCUCAAUGAGGAAAAUCAGCCAGCUCUUGACAAGGAGUCCAGUCCACUCAAGGAGGAAACCAAGCCAGCUCUCGACAAGGAGCCAAGCCCAAUGAAAGAAAAAGAGCCAAGCCCACUAAAAGAGGAAGCUAAGCCAGCCCUUGACAAAGAGCCAAGUCCGCUCAAGGAGGAAGCUAAGCUAGCGCUUGACAAGGCGCCAAGCCCAAUCAAGGAGGAAGCCAAGCCAGCUCUCGACAAGGAGCCAAGCCCAAUGAAAGAAAAGGAGCCAAGCCCACUAAAAGAAGAAGCUAAGCCAGCUCACGACAAGGAGCCAAGCCCAAUCAAGGAGGAGACCAAGCCAUCUGUUGACAAGGAGCCCAGUCCUCUGAAAGAGGAAGCCAAGCCAGCCCUCGAAAAGGAGCCCAGUCCGCUCAAGGAGGAAGCCAAGCCAAUCAUCGACAAGGAGCCAAGUCCAAUGAAAGAAAAGGAGGCAAGCCUACUCAAAGAUGAAGCUGAGGCAGCCCUCGAUAAGGAGUCAAGUCUAAUCAAGGAUGAGACCAAGCCAUCUCUUGAGAAGGAGCCAAGUCCUCUAAAAGAGGAAGCUAAGCCAUCGCUCGACAAAGCGCCAAGUCCAAUCAUGGAGGAGAGCAAGCCAGCCCUUGACAAGGAGCCCAGUACGCUCAAGGAGGAAGCCAAGCCAACUCUCGACAAGGAGCCAAGCCCAAUUAACGAAAAAGAGCCAAGCCCACUAAAAGAGGAAGCCAAGCCAUCCAUUGACAAGGAGCCCAGUCCGCUCAUGGAGGAAGCCAAGCCAGCCCUUGACAAGGAGCCAAGCCCAAUGAAAGAAAAGGAGCCAAGCCUACUUAAAGAGGAAGCUAAGACAGCCCAUGACAAAGAGCCCAGUCCGCUCAAGGAGGAAGCUAAGCCAGCACUUGACAAGGCGGCAAGCCCAAUCAAGGAGGAGACCAAGCCAUCUCUUGGCAAGGAGUCCAGUCCUCUAAAAGAGGAAGCUAAGCCAGCCCUCGAAAAGGAACCCACUCCGCUCAAGGAGGAAGCCAAGCCAAUCCUCGACAAGGAGCCAAGUCCAAUGAAAGAAAAGGAGCCAAGCCUACUCAAAGAUGAAGCUGAGGCAGCCCUCGAUAAGGAGUCAAGUCUAAUCAAGGAUGAGACCAAGCCAUCUCUUGAGAAGGAGCCAAGUCCUCUAAAAGAGGAAGCUAAGCCAUCGCUCGACAAAGCGCCAAGUCCAAUCAAGGAGGAAACCAAGCCAGCCCUUGAUAAGGAACCCAGUCCUCUCAAAGAAGAAGCCCAGCCAGCCCUUGACAAAGCGCCAAGUACACUCAAGGAGGAAGCCAAGCCAACUCUUGACAAGGAGCCAAGCCCAAUUAAAGAAAAAGAGCCAAGCCCACAAGAGGAAGCCAAGCCAGCCAUUGACAAGGAGCCCAGUCCGCUCAAGGAGGAAGCCAAGCCAGUCCUUGACAAGGAGCCAAGCCCAAUGAAAGAAAAAGAGCCAAGUUCACUAAAAGAGGAAGCCAAGCCAGCCCUUGACAAAGAGCCCAGUCCGCUCAAGGAGGAAGCUAAGCCAGCGCUCGACAAAGUGCCAAGCCCAAUCAAGGAGGAGAUCAAAUCAGCACUUGAGAAGGAGCCCAGUCCUCUGAAAGAGGAAGCCAAGCCAGCCCUCGAAAAGGAGCCCAGUCCGCUCAAGCAGGAAGCCAAGCCAAUCCUCGACAAGGAGCCAAGUCCAAUGAAAGAAAAGGAGCCAAGCCUACUCAAAGAUGAAGCUGAGGCAGCCCUCGAUAAGGAACCAAGUCUAAUCAAGGACGAGACCAAGCCAUCUCUUGAGAAGGAACCAAGCCCACUCAAAGAGGAAGCUAAGCCAGGGCUCGACAAAGCGCCAAGCCCAAUCAAAGAGGAGACUAAACCAGCACUUGAAAAGGAGCCCAUUUCUCUGAAAGAGGAAGAGAAGCCAGCUCUUGACAAAGAGCCAAGUCCAAUUAAGGAAGAGACUAAGCCAGCCCUCGACAAGGAGCCCAGCCCAAUCAUGGAAGAGACCAAGCCAGAACUUGACAAGAAGCCCAGUCCUUUGAAAGAGGAAGCCAAACCAGCACUCGACAAGGCGCCAACUCCAAUCAAGGAGGAGACUAAGCCAGCCCUUGACAAAGCACCAAGCCCAAUCAAGGAGAUCAAAUCAGCACUUGACAAGGAGCCCAGUCCUCUGAAAGAGGAAGACAAGCCAGUCCUCGACACGGAGCCAAGCCCACUCAAAGAAGUAGUGGUGCCAGUUCUUGAUAAGGAACCCAGUCUUCUCAAAGAGGAAGCCAUUCCAGCUCUCGAUAAGGAGCCAAGCCCACUCAAAGAAGUAAAGCCAGAUCUUGACCGGACACCAAGCCCGGUCAAAGAGGAUGAUAAACCAUCUCUUGAGAAGGAACCUAGCCCUCUCGAGGAGGACGCUAAACUGUCUCUUGAUAAGGAACCAAUCCCGGUCAAAGAAGACGCUGUGCCAUCUCUUGAGAAAGAGCUUAGCCCACUCAAAGAAGUAGUGAAGCCAGCCUUUGAUAAGGAACCCACUCUCCUCAAAGACGAAGCCAAGCCAGUCCUCGACAAAGAGCCCAGUCUAAUCAAGGACGAGACCAAGCCGUCUCUUGAGAAGGAGCCAAGUCCUCUAAAAGAGGAAGCUAAGCCAGUCCUCGACAAGGCGCCAAGUCCAAUCAAGGAGGAGACUAAACCAGCACUUGAGAAGGAGCCCAUUUCUCUGAAAGAGGAAGAGAAGCCAGCCCUCGACAAAGAGCCAAGCCCACUCAAAGAAGUAAAGCCAGAUCUUGACCGGACACCAAGCCCGGUCAAAAAGGAUGAUAAACCAUCUCUUGACAAAGAGCUCAGCCCACUUAAAGAAGUAGUGAAGCCAGUCCUUGAUAAGGAACCCAGUCCUCUCAAAGAGGAAGCCAAGCCAGCCCUCGACAAAGCGCCAAGUUCAGUCAAGGAGGAGACCACGCAAGCCCUUGACAAAGAGUACAGUCCUCUGAAAGAGGAAGCCAAGGGAGCUCUCGACAAAGCACCAAGCCCAAUCAAGGAGAUCAAAUCAGCACUUGACAAGGAGUCUAGUCUUCUGAAAGAGGAAGACAAGCCAGUCCUCGACACGGAGCCAAGCCCACUCAAAGAAGUAGUGGUGCCAGUUCUUGAUAAGGAAACCAGUCUUCUCAAAGAGGAAGCCAUUCCAGCUCUCGACAAGGAGCCAAGCCCACUCAAAGAAGUAAAGCCAGAUCUUGACCGGACACCAAGCCCAGUCAAAAAGGAUGAUAAACCAUCUUUUGAGAAGGAACCUAGCCCUCUCAAGGAGGACGCUAAACUGUCUCUUGAUAAGGAACCAAUCCCGGUCAAAGAAGACGCUGUGCCAUCUCUUGACAAAGAGCUCAGCCCACUCAAAGAAGUAGUGAAGCCAGCCCUUGACAAAGCACCAAGCCCAAUCAAGGAAGAGAUCAAAUCAACACUUGACAAGGAGCUCAGUCUUCUGAAAGAGGAAGACAAGCCAGUCCUCGACAAGGAGCCAAGCCCAAUGAAAGAAAAGGAGCCAAGCCCACUAAAAGAGGAAGCUGAGGCAGCCCUCGAUAAGGAACCAAGUCUAAUCAAGGACGAGACCAAGCCAUCUCUUGAGAAGGAACCAAGCCCACUCAAAGAGGAAGCUAAGUCAGCGCUCGACAAAGCGCAAAGUCCAAUCAAGGAGGAAACCAAGCCAGCCCUUGACAAAGAGCCCAGUACGCUCAAGGAGGAAGCCAAGCCAACUCUCGACAAAGAGCCAAGUCCAGUCAAGGAGGACGCUAUGCCAUCUCUUGACAAAGAGCUCAGUCCACUCAAAGAAGAAGUAAAGCCAGCCCUUGAUAAGGAACCCAGUCCUCUUAAAGAGGAAGCCAAGCCAGCCCUCGACAAGGCGCCAAGUCCAGUCAAGGAGGAGACCACGCCAGCCCUUGACAAGGAGCCACACUCACCGAAAGAGGAGACUGAACCAGCACUUGACAAAGAGCCCAGUCCUCUGAAAGAGGAAGCCAAGGGAGCUUUCGACAAGGAGCCAAGCCCACUCAAAGAAGUAGUUGUGCCAGUUCUUGAUAAGGAACCCAGUCUUCUCAAAGAGGAAGCCAAGCCAGCCGCCGACAAGGCGCCAAGUCCAAUCAAGGACGAGACCAAGCCAGUUCUCGACAAGGAGCCAAGCCCACUCAAAGAAGAAGUCAAGCCAGUGCCAAGCCCACACAAGGAGGAGACUAAGCUAUCUCUUGAUAAGGAGCCAAGUCCACUCAUGGAAGACACCAAAUCAGCUCUUGACAAGGAGCCAAGCCUACUCAAAGAGGAAGUCAAGCCAGAUCUUGAUAGAGAACCAAGCCCAGUCGAAGAAGAAGUCAAGCCAGCCUUCGACAAAGAACCAAGCCCACUCAAAGAAGUAAAGUCAGCUCUUGACAAGGAGCUAAUCAUGAUUAAAGAGGAAGCCAAGCCCGCCCUUGACAAGGAGCCAAGCCCAGUCAAAGAAGGUGUCAAGCCAGUGCCAAGCCCACACAAGGAAGAGACUAAGCUAUCUCUUGAUAAGGAGCAAAGUCCACUCAUGGAAGAAACCAAAUCAGCUCUUGACAAGGAGCCAAGCCCAAUCAAAGAAGUAAAACCAUCCCUUGACAAGGAGCCAAGCCCGCUCAAAGAAAAAGUCAAGCCAGAUCAUGAGAGGGAACCAAGCCCAAUCGAAGAAGAAGCCAAGCCAGCCUUCGAAAAAGAACCAAGCUCACUUAAAGAAGUAAAGCCAGAUCUUGACAAGGCACCAAGCCCAGUUGAAGAUGAAACCGAACCAGCUAUUGAUACAGAACCAAGCCCUGUCAAAGAACUACCAGCUGGUGAAAAGAAAGCAAGUCCACUCAAAGAGGAGGCUACACCAGCCCUUGAAAAGGAACCAAGCCCAGUAAAAGAAGACAUUAAGCCAUCUUUUGACAAGGUGCCAAGCCUAAUCAAAGAUGAAGCCAAACCAGCUCUUGACAAGGAACCAAGCCCUGCCAAAGAAGUGCCAGCUAUUGAAAAAGAAGCAAGUCUACUCAAAGAGGAGCCCAAACCAGUCGUCGAGAAGGAACCCAGCCCACUUAAAGAGGAUGCUAAGCCAUCUCUUGACAAGGAGCCAAGCCCUGUAAAAGACGAGGCCAAACCAGCCCUCGAGAAAGAACCAACUCCAAUCAUAGAGGAAGCUACACAAGCGCUUGACAAGGUACCCAGCCCAGUUAAAGAGGUUGCUAAUCCGUCUCUUGACAAGGAACCAAGCCCAAUCAAAGAAGAUACUAAGCCAGCCCUUGAAAGGGAACCAAGCCCUAUCAAAGAACCGCUAGCUGAUGAAAAGGAUGCAAUUCCACUUAAAGAAGAGGGUAAAUCAGUCCUUGAAAAGGCACCAAGUCCAACUAAAGAGGAGACUGAACCAGCUCUCGAAAAGGAACUAGCCUUAGAGAAGGAAUCAAGCCCGGUUAAGGAGGACAUUAAGCCAUCUGUUGACAGGGAACCGAGUCCAGUGAAAGAAGAUGCAAAACCAACGCUUGACAUGGAACCAAGUCCACUCCUAGACGAUGCUAAGCCAUCUCUUGACAAGGAACCAAGCCCUCUGAAAGACGAUGUCAAACCGGCCCUCGACAAAGAACCAACUCCAAUCGAAAAGGACGACAAGCCAGCUCUUGACAGGGAAUCAAGCACUUUCAAAGAGGUGCCAGCUAUUGAAAAGGAAACAAGUAUACUCAAAGAGGAGACUAAAGUAACUGUCGUAAAGGAUCCAAGACAUGUUACAGAGGUGACUGGGCCUGCCUUCGAAAUGGAUUCAAUCUUUUUCCAGAAGGACACCAAGCCAGCCCACGACAAGGAGCCAAGCCCGGUCGAAGAGGAUGUUAAACCAUCUCUGGACAAGGAACCAAGCCCUAUCAAAGAAGUGGCUAAACCAGCUCUUGGCAGUGAACCGCGCCCAGUAAAAGAGGAGGCCAAACCAACACUUGACAAGGAACCAAGUCCAUUCCUAGACGACGCUAAGCCGUCUCUUGACAGAGAGCCAAGCCCAAUCAAAGAAGAAGCCAAACUGGCACUCGACAAAGUACCAAGCCCAGUCAAGGAAGAGGCUAAGCCAGCCUUCGAAAAAGAAUCAAGCCCAGUCAAAGAGGAUGUUAAACCAUCUUUUGGCAAGGAACCAAGCCCGCUCAAAGAAGUGAUAAAGCCACUUGACAAGGAACCCAGCCCAGUAAAAGAAGACACAAAAUCAACGCUUGACAUGGAACCAAGUCUACUCCUAGACGAUGCUAAGCCAUCUCUUGACAAGGAACCAAGCCCUCUGAAAGACGAUGUCAAACCGGCCCUCGACAAAGAACCAACUCCAACCGAAAAGGACGACAAGCCAGCUCUCGACAGGGAAUCAAGCCCUGUCAAAGAGGUGCCAGCUAUUGAAAAAGAAGCAAGUUUACUCAAGGAGGAGACUAAAGUAACUGUCGUAAAGGAACCAAGACAUGUUACAGAGUUGACUGGGCCUGCCUUCGAAAUGGAUUCAAUCUUUUUCCAGAAGGACACCAAGCCAGCCCACGACAAGGAGCCGAGCCCGGUCGAAGAGGAUAUUAAACCAUCUCUUGACAAGGAACCAAGCCCUAUCAAAGAAGUAGCUAAGCCAGCUGUUGAUAGUGAACCGAGCCCAGUCAAGGAAGAGGCUAAGCCAGCCCUCGAAAAAGAACCAAGCCCAGUCAAAGAGGACGUUAAACCAUCUAUUGACAAGGAACCAAGCCCGCUCAAAGAAGUGAUUAAGCCUGUUGACAGGGAACCGAGUCCAGUGAAAGAAGACGCAAAAUCAACGCUUGACAUGGAACCAGGUUCAGUCCCAGACGAUGCUAAGCCAUCUCUUGACAAGGAACCAAGCCCUCUGAAAGACGAUGUCAAACCGGCCCUCGACAAAGAACCAACUCCAACCGAAAAGGACGACAAGCCAGCUCUUGACAGGGAAUCAAGCCCUGUCAAAGAGGUGCCAGCUAUUGAAAAAGAAGCAAGUCUACUCAAAGAGGAGACUAAAGCAACUGUCGUAAAGGAACCAAAACAUGUUACAGAGGUGACUGGACCAGCCUUCGAAAUGGAUUCAAUCUUUUUCCAGGAGGACACCAAGCCAGCCCACGACAAGGAGCCGAGCUCAGUCGAAGAGGAUGUAAAACCAUCUUUGGACAAGGAACCAAGCCCUAUCAAAGAAGUGGCUAAGCCAGCUCUUGACAGUGAACCGAGCCCAGUAAAAGAGGAGGCCAAACCAACACUUGACAAGGAACCAAGUCCAUUCCUAGACGAUGCUAAGCCAUCUCUUGAUAAAGAGCCAAGCCCUAUCAAACAGGAAGCAAAGCCAGCCAUUGAUAGGGAACCAAGCCCUGUCAAAGAGGUGCCAGCUAUUGAAAAAGAAGCAAGUCUACUCAAAGAGGAGACUAAAGUAACUGUCGUAAAGGAACCAAAACAUGUUACAGAGGUGACUGGGCCAGCCUUCGAAAUGGAUUCAAUCUUUUUCCAAGAGGACACCAAGCCAGCCCAGGACAAAGAGCCGAGCUCAGUCGAAGAGGAUGUUAAACCAUCUCUGGACAAGGAACCAAGUCCUAUCAAAGAAGUGGCUAAGCCAGCUCUUGACAGUGAACCGAGCCCAGUAAAAGAGGAGACCAAACCAACACUUGACAAGGAACCAAGUCCAUUCCUAGACGAUGCUAAGCCAUCUCUUGAUAAAGAGCCAAGCCCUAUCAAACAGGAAGCAAAGCCAGCCUUUGACAGGGAACCAAGCCCAGCCAAAGAAGUGCCAUCUAUUGAAAAAGAAACAAGUCCACUCAAGGAGGAAGCCAAACCAGUCAUCGAGAAGGAACCCAGCCCAGUCAAAGAGGACGUUAAGCCAUCUCUUGACAAGGAGCCAAGGCCUCUAAAAGACGAGGCCGAACCAGCCCUCGAGAAAGAACCAACUCCAAUCAUAGAGAAAGCUAAACAAUCGCUUGACAAAGAGCCAAGCCCAAUCAAAGAAGAAACUAAACCAGCCUUUGCCAGGGAACCAAGCCCUGUCAAAGAACUGCCAGUUGUUGAAAAGAAAGUAAUUUCACUCAAAGAGGAGGCUAUACUGACUGUCGUGAAGGAACCAGUUCCAAGUAAAGAAGAGACUGAACCAGCCUUCGAGAGAGAACCUAGCCCUCUCAAGGAGGACACCAAGCCAAGCCUUGACUUGGAGCUAGCUGUUGACAAGGAGCCAAGCCCAGUUAAAGAAGACAAGCUAGCACUGGACGAGGAGCCAAGCCCAGUUAAAGAAGACAAGCUAGCUCUGGACAAGGAACCAAGCCCUGUCAAAGAACUGCCAGCAGUUGAAAAGGAAGCUAUUUCACUCAAAGAGGAGGCUAUACUGGCCGUCGUGAAGGAACCAAGUCCAACUAAAGAGGAGACUGAACCAGCCUUCGAGAAGGAACCAAGCCCUCUCAAGGAGGACACCAAGCCAAGCCUUGACUUGAAGCCAGCUGUUGACAAGGAGCCAAGCCCAGUUAAAGAAGACAAGCUAGCACUGGACGAGGAACCAAGCCCAGUCAAAGAAGACAAGCUAGCUCUGGACAAGGAACCGAGCCUUGUCAAAGAACUGCCAGUUGUUGAAAAGAAAGUAAUUUCACUCAAAGAGGAGGCUAUACUGACCGUCGUGAAGGAACCAAUUCCAAGUAAAGAAGAGACUGAACCAGCCUUCGUCAGAGAACCUAGCCCUCUCAAGGAGGACACCAAGCCAAGCCCAGUCAAAGAGGAUUUGAAACCAGCUCUAGACAAAGAGCCAAGCCCAGUCAAAGAAGACAAGCUAGCUCUCGACAAGGAGCCAAGCCCAGUCAAAGAGGACUUGAAGCCCGCUCUUGACAAGGAGCCAAGCCCAGUUAAAGAAGACUUGAAGUCCGCUCUUGACAAGGAGCCAAGCCCAGUCAAAGAAGACAAGCUACCUCUCGACAAGGAGCCAAGCCCAGUCAAAGAAGACAAGCCAGCUCUUGACAAGGAGCUAAGUCCACUCAAAGAGGUCUUGAAGCCAGCUCUUGAGGCCCCAUCAGCCCUUGACAAAGCACCAAGUCCAAUAUUGGAUGAUCGCAAGCCUUCUCUUGAGAAAGCACCUAGUCCACUCUUAGAUGACCGUAAGUCUCCCUUAGAUAAAGAACCAAGUCUGGUUACAGAUGACCAUAAGUCUCCCCUUGAGAAAGAGCCUACUCCAGUCUUGGAUGACCGAAAGCUUUCUCUUGAGAAAGCGCCUAUUCCACUCUUAGAUGACCGUAAGUCUCCCUUAGAUAAAGAGCCAAGCCCGGUAGUAAGUGACCGCAAGCCUUCUCUUGAGAAAGCAGCAAGCCCACUUAAAGAAGAAGCUAAACCAUCUUUUGACAAGGAGCCAAGUCCACUUCAAGAGGAAGUCAAGCCAGCGCAUGAUAAGGAACCAAGCAUAGUCAAAGAAGAUGCUAAGUCACUUGACACAGCACCUAGUCCACUCUUAUAUGACCGCAAGUCUCCCCUAGAUAAAGAGCCAAGUCCGGUUGCAGAUGACCGCAAGUCUCCCCUUGAGAAAGAGCCUACUCCAGUCUUGGAUUACCGCAAGCCUUCUCUUGAGAAAGCACCUAGUUCACUCUUAGAUGACCGCAAGUCUCCCAUCGACAAGGAGCCAAGCCCAGUCAAAGAAGACAAGCCAGCUCUAGACAAGGAGCUAAGUCCACUCAAAGAGGUCUUGAAGCCAGCUCUUGAGGCCCCAUCAGCCCUUGACAAAGCACCAAGUCCAAUAUUGGAUGACCGCAAGCCUUCUCUUGAGAAAGCACCUAGUCCACUCUUAGAUGACCGCAAGUCUCCCAUCGACAAGGAGCCACUUCAAGACGAAGCCAAGCCAGCGCUUGAUAAGGAGCCAAGCCCAGUCAAAGAGGUCUUGAAGCCAGCUCUUGAGGCCUCAUCAGCCCUUGACAAGGAACCAAGCAUAGUCAAAGAAGAUGCUAAGUCACUUGACACAGCAGCAAGCCAAAUCUUGGAUGACCGCAAGCCUUCUCUUGAGAAAGCACCUAGUCCACUCUUAGAUGACCGCAAGUCUCCCUUAGAUAAAGAGCCAAGCCCGGUUGCAGAUGACCGCAAGUCUCCCCUUGAGAAAGCGCCUAGUCCAUUCUUAGACGAUCGCAAGACUCCCUCAGAUAAAGAGCCAAGCCCGGUCGUAGAUGACCGCAAGCCUUCUCUUGAGAAAGCAGCAAGUCCACUUAAAGAAGAAGCUAAACCAUCUAUAGACAAGGAGCCAAGUCCACUUCAAGAGGAAGUCAAGCCAGCGCUUGAUAAGGAGCCAAGCCCAGUUAAAGAGGACUUGAAGCCAGCUCUUGAGGCCCCAUCAGCCCUUGACAAGGAACCAAGCAUAGUCAAAGAAGAUACUAAGUCACUUGACCCAGCAGCAAGCCAAAUCUUGGAUGACCGCAAGCCUCCUCUUGAGAAAGCACCUAGUCCACUCUUAGAUGACCGCAAGUCUCCCUUAGAUAAAGAGCCAAGUCCGGUUGCAGAUGACCGCAAGUCUCCCCUUGAGAAAGAGCCUACUCCAGUCUUGGAUGACCGCAAGUCUCCCUUAGAUAAAGAGCCAAGUCCGGUUGCAGAUGACCGCAAGUCUCCCCUUGAGAAAGAGUCUACUCCAGUCUUGGAUGACCGCAAGCCUUCUCUUGAGAAAGCAGCAAGCCCACUUAAAGAAGAAGCUAAACCAUCUAUUGACAAGGAGCCAAGCCCAGUCAAAGAGGACUUGAAGCCAGCUUUAGACAAGGAGCCAAGCCCAGUCAAAGAAGACAAGCCAGCUCUUGACAAGGAGCCAAGCCCAGUCAAAGAAGAUAAGCUAGCUCUUGACAAGGAGCUAAGUCCACUCAAAGAGGUCUUGAAGCCAGCUCCUGAGGCCCCAUUAGCCUUUGACAAAGCACCAAGUCCAAUAUUGGAUGACCGCAAGCCUUCUCUUGAGAAAGCACUCAGUCCACUCUUAGAUGACCGCAAGUCUCCCAUCGACAAGGAGCCAAGUCCACUUCAAGAGGAAGUCAAGCCAGCGCAUGAUAAGGAGCCAAGCCUAGUUAAAGAGGACUUGAAGCCAAUUCUUGACAAAGAGCCAAGCCCAGUCAAAGAGGUCUUGAAGCCAGCUCUUGAGGCCCUUGACAAGGAACCAAGCAUAGUCAAAGAUGCUAAGUCACUUGACACAGCAGCAAGCCCAAUCUUGGAUGACCGCAAGCCUUCUCUUGAGAAAGCACCUAGUCCACUCUUAGGUGACCGCAAGUCUCCCUUAGAUAAAGAGCCAAGUACGGUUGUAGAUGACAGCAAGUCUUAUAUUGAGAAAUCAGCAAGCCCACUUAAAGAAGAAGCUAAACCAUCUAUUGACAAGGAGCCAAGCCCAGUCAAAGAGGACUUGAAGCCAGCUUUAGACAAGGAGCCAAGCCCAGUCAAAGAAGAUAAGCCAGCUCUUGACAAAGAGCUAAGUCCACUCAAAGAGGUCUUGAAGCCAGCUCUUGAGGCCCCAUCAGCCUUUGACAAAGCACCAAGUCCAAUAUUGGAUGACCGCAAGCCUUCUCUUGAGAAAGCACCUAGUCCACUCUUAGACGAUCGCAAGUCUCCCUUAGAUAAAGAGCCAAGCCCGGUCGUAGAUGACCGCAAGCCUUCUCUUGAGGAAGCAGCAAGCCCACUUAAAGAAGAAGCUAAACCAUCUAUUGACAAGGAGCCAAGCCCAGUCAAAGAGGACUUAAAGCCAGCUUUAGACAAGGAGCCAAGCCCAGUCAAAGAAGACAAGCUACCUCUCGACAAGGAACCAAGCCCAGUCAAAGAAGACAAGCCAGCUCUUGACAAGGAGCUAAGUCCACUCAAAGAGGUCUUGAAGCCAGCUCUUGAGGCCCCAUCAGCCCUUGACAAAGCCCCAAGUCCAAUAUUGGAUGACCGCAAGCCUUCUCUUGAGAAAGCACCUAGUCCACUCUUAGAUGACAGCAAGUCUCCCUUCGAUAAAGAGCCAAGCCCGGUUGUAGAUGACCGCAAGCCUUCUCUUGAGAAAGAGCCUACUCCAGUCUUAGAUGACCGCAAACCUUCUCUUGAGAAAGAGCCUACUACAUUCUUAGAAGACCGCAAGUCUCCCCUAGAUAAAGAGCCAAGUCCAGUCUUGGAUGACCGCAAGCCUUCUCUUGUAAAAGCACCUAGUCCACUCUUAGAUGACCGCAAGUCUCCCUUCGAUAAAGAGCCAAGUCCGGUUGUAGAUGACAUCAAGUCUCCACUUGAGAAAACGGCAAGUUCAGUUUUAGAUGACCGCCAGUCUCCCCUUGAGAAAGCAGCAAGCCCUAUCUUGGAAGAACGAAAACUUUCCCUUGAGAAAGAACCAAGCAUGCUCCCCGAAGACCGUAAGCCAUCUCUUGAGAAAGCAGCAAGCCCAGUCUUGGACGCCCGCAAGUCUCCUCUUGUGACAGCAGAAAGUCCAGUUUUAGAAGAACGCAAGUCUCCCCUUGAGAAGGCAGCAAGUCCAGUUUUAUAUGACCAUAAGAUUUCUCUACCAGAAGAUCAUAGUUUAAUCUUGGAGGAACGUAAACCUUCCCUUGGAAAAGAACCAAUCACGUUAUUACAAACCCUUGAUAUGAAGUCAGGUAUCAUUCAAGAAUUGGCUCUAAAAAUACCCAAAACUUUAAUAUCGAUGGAUGAUGAAAUAAUAAGCCCACCCUUAGAAGAGCCAAGUCCAGUAAAGGAAGAGGCUAAGCCAGCCUUUGACAAAGAACAAAGCCCAGUCAGAGAAGACGUUAAAUCAGCACUUGAAAAAGUACCAAGCGCAAUCAAAGAGGAGGUCAAACCCGCGCUCGACAAAGAACCAAGCCCAGUCAAGGAUGUGGCAAAGCCAGUUAUCGACAAAGAACCGAGUCCAGUCAAAGUGGAAACCGAGCCAGCCCAUCACAAGGAGCCAAGUCCAGUUAAAGAGGAGGCCAAACCAGCGCUCGGCAAGGAAGAGGCUAAGCCUAUUCUCGACAAGGAACCAAGCCCAGUCAAAGAUGACUUGAAGCCAGCUCUUGACAAGGAGCCAAGCCCACUCAAGGAAGAGGUUAAGCCAGCCCUUGACAAAGAACCAAGCCCAGUCAAAGAGGAAACAAAGCCAGUCCUCGAAAAAGAACCAAGUCCAAUAAAGGAAGAGGCUAAGCCCGACCUUGACAAGGAACCAAGCCCUCUCAAGGAAGAGGUUAAGCCAGCCCUUGACAAGGAGGAACCAAGCCCAGUGAAAGGGGAAACAAAGCCAGUCCUCGAAAAAGAACCAAGUCCAUUAAAGGAAGACACUAAGCCUGCUCUCGACAAAGAACCAAGCCCACUCAAAGAAGAGGCUAAGCCAACUCUAGACAAAGAACCAAGCUCACUCAAGGAAGAGGCUAAGCCUGGUUUCGACAAGGAACCAAGCCCACUCAAGGAAGAGGUUAAGCCAACUCUAGACAAAGAGCCAAGCCCAGUCAAAGACGAAGCAAAGCCAGUCCUCGAAAAAGAACCAAGCCCACUAAAGGAAGAGGCGAAGCCCGUCCUUGACAAGGAACCAACCCCGGUCAAAGAGGAGACUACGCCAGCCCUUGAUACAGAACCGAGUCCACUCAAAGAGGACGCUAAGUCAAAACUAGAGAAGGAACACAGCCCGAUCACGGAGAAAGCUAAACCAGCCCUUGACAGGGAACCAAGUCCAACGAAGGAAGAGGCAAAAUCUGGCCUUGAUAAGGAGCCAAUCCCAGUCAAGGACGUAGCCAAACAGAUCCUCGACAAAGAACCAACCCCGGUCAAAGAUGACGCUAAGCCUGCUCUCGACAAAGAACCAACCCCGGUCAAAGAUGACGCUAAGGCUGCUCUCGACAAAGAACCAACCCCGGUCAAAGUGGACGCUAAGCCUGCUCUCGUCAAAGAACCAACCCCGGUCAAAGAGGACGCUAAGGCUGCUCUCGACAAGGAACCAAGCCCAGUCAAGGAAGAGGCUAAGCCAAAUCUAGACAAGGAGCCAAGCCCAGUCAAGGAAGAGGCUAAGCCAACUCAAAACAAGGAGCCAAGCCCACUCAAGGAAGAGGCUAAGCCAACUCUAGACAAGGAGCCAAGCCCACUCAAGGAAGAGGCUAAGCCUGCUCUCGACAAGGAACCAAGCCCACUCAAGGAAGAGGUUACGCCUGCUCUCGACAAGGAACCAAGCCCACUCAAGGAAGAGGUUACGCCUGCUCUCGGCAAAGAACCAAGCCCAGUCAAAGAGGAAGCAAAGCCAGUCCUCGAAAAAGAACCAAGUCCACUAAAGGAAGAGGCUAAGCCAGCUCUUGACAAAGAACCAACCCCGGUUAAAGAGGACGCUAAGCCUGCUCUCGACAAGGAACCAAGCCCAGUCAAGGAAGAGGCUAAGCCAACUCUAAACAAGGAGCAAAGCCAACUCAAGGAAGAGGCUAAGCCUGCUCUUGACAAGGAACCAAGCCUACUCAAGGAAGAGCCCAAGCCUGCUCUCGACAAGGAGCCAAGCCCACUCAAGGAAGAGCCCAAGCCUGCUCUUGACAAGGAACCAAGCCCACUCAAGGAAGAGGUUUCGCCUGCUCUCGGCAAAGAACCAAGCCCAGUCAAAGAGGAAGCAAAGCCAGUCCUCGAAAAAGAACCAAGUCCACUAAAGGAAGAGGCUAAGCCAGCCCUUGACAAGGAACCAAGCCCAAUCAAAGAAGACGCUAAGUCGAUCCUUGAUAAGGAGAUAAUCCCGGUCGAAGAGGUAUCAGCUGUUUAUAAGGAACCAAGUCCACUCAUAGAAGCAAAAUCUGCUCUUGAUAAGGCGCCUGCUCAUGAUAAAGAGCCUAGCCCAAUCAAAGAUGAUACCAAGCCAGCUCUUGAUGAACAACCAAGCCUUCAUAAGGAAGAGGCAAAGCUUACGCUCGACAAGGCGCCAAGCCCAGUCAAGGAAGACAAGCCAACUGUGGACAAGGAGCCAAGGUCAGACAAAGAGGACUUGAAGCCCGCUCUGGACAAGGAGCCAAGCCCAGUCAAAGAAGAAAAGCCCGCUCUAGAUAAGGAGUCAAGCCCAGUUAAAGAAGACAAGCCAGCUCUUGACAAAGAACCAAGCCCAAUCAAAGAUGACGCUAAGUCAGUCCUUGAUAAGGAGAUAAUCCUGGUCGAAGAGGUGUCAGCUGUUGAUAAGGAACCAAGCCCACUCAUAGAAGCAAAAUCUGCUCUUGAUAAGGCGCCUGCUCAAGAUAAAGAGCCUAGCCCAAAGAAAGAUGAUUCAAAGCCAGCCUUUGAUGAAGAACCAAGCCUUCUCAAGGAAGAAACAAAGCCUACGCUCGACAAGGAGCCAAGCCCAGUCAAGGACAAGUCAGCUCUGGACAUGGAGCCAAGCCCAGUCAAAGAGGACUUGAAGCCCGCUCUAGACAAAGAGCCAAGUCCAGCCAAAGAAGAAUGGAAACCCGCUUUGGUCAAAGAGUCAAGUCCAGUCAAAGAAGACAAGCCAGCUCUUGAAAAGGAGCCAUGCCCAGUCAAGGAAGACAAGCCAGCACUAGACAAGGAGCCAAGCCCAGUAAAAGAGGAAUUAAAACCCGCUUUGGGUAAAGAGCCAAGUCCAGUCAAAGAAGACAAGCCAGCUCUUGACAAAGAGCCAAGCCCAGUCAAAAAGGACUUGAAGCCCGCUCUAGACAAAGAGCCAAGCCCAGUCAAAGAAGACAAGCCAGCUCUUGACAAGGAGCCAAGUCCAGUCAAAGAGGACUUGAAGCCCGCUCUAGACAAGGUGCCAAGCCCAGUCAAAGAUGACUUGCCCGCUCUAGAGAAGAAGUCAAGCCCAGUCAAAGAAGACAAGCCUGCUCUUGACAAGGAGCCAAGCCCUGUCAAAGAGGGCUUGAAGCCUGCUCUUGACAAGGAGCCAAGCCAUGUCAAAGAGGACUUGAAACCCGCUUUGGACAAAGAGCCAAGCCCAGUCAAAGAUGACUUGCCCGUUCUAAAGGAGCCAAGCCCAUUCAAGGAAGAAAAGUCAGCACUAGACAAGGAACCAAUUCCAGUCAAAGAAGAUAAGCCAGCUCUUGACAAGGAGCCAAGCCCAGUCAAGGAAGACAAGCCAGCUUUAGACAAGGAACCAAGUCCACUCAAAGACUCAAUAGUUCUUGGAAAGGAUCUCAGCCAAGAAAAACAAAUUGAAAGUGAGUCCUUAAAUGAGAAAGCUACAGCACAAGAGGCACUUAUGACAGCUCUCGAAAAAUCAAGCCCAGUGCAAGAAAUCAAAAAAGAAAAAUCUUCAACAUCCACAGAACAAAAGACUAUAGAAAGUUUGGAGCAAAUGUCUGUUUCAGUAUUAGAAAUGUCUGAAAUUGGCAAACAUAUUGCUAAAGAAAUGAGUGAAGCACCUGAAAUCAUGAGAAAAGACAAGGACAUAUCUUUGAAACCUGAUGAAGACCUUACAAAACUCCCUACAACAAUCCCAGGUGACUCACAUAGUGAAACUAAAAAGCAAAUCGAUGAAUUAAAACAAAUUGAUGUAAAGACAUUGAAACAACAAAUGGCUAGUUCGUCAACGUCUCACACAAAACAAGAAACAAGGGAAAGUCAUAGUGUUGAAUAUAGUAAUGGCCACAUUUAUGAUAAUGGCCAUUCAACUAGUGAGGAUCACUCUCCAUCUGAUGAAACACAAAACAAGACAACACAAGAUAAACAACCGUUUAAAAAAUUAACGAAACAAACCGAAGAAAUGUUAAAACAUGAAAGGUUACAUGUCUCAAAGUUGGAAACAAGCUUAUCUGAGACAUCAGAAACAUUACAUAAAAUUAGUAAAAGAUCUAUCACAGAAAAACAGUCUAGUCAUGAGUCAACUGACAAAGCAUCAUUAAUUUCAACAGCUGAUAGUGGCAUAGACAGAGAAAGCAUUACUCAAACUAUACUGCACAGUAGUUCUGAGGAUGUUUCUAAAGAAGUUAGCUUAGAAGAGAAGUAUAGUUUUGAAAGUACGGAAAAGGGCGAAAAGAAAUUAGAUUUUCACAUACGAAAAGAAAAAGGAAUAGACUCACUUUCAAAGACUUCAGAAUCGAUUGAUUCUGGUGCUCACAGUAUUCUUGAAACUGAUGAAACCACAAGGUCUGAAGGAAAAUCAGUAGCAAAAACAUUAACUGAUAGCGCUGCAUUCCUAAUGGAGUCAAUACAUAAAGCAUUUGACGAAGAAUCUGUGCAGCAAGGAAUCAAGACUGAAGACUUAGAAACACUAGUUGUUCGUUCAGAAUUUGACAGAGUAUCAACUCCACCCACUGUGCCAGUUAGUCCAUUACCUAAGACACCUAGCAGUUUUCAAGAUGUUAAAGUCGGAGAGGCUGUACAAAGUGAAGUUACCUAUGAUAAGUCUGAUGGCAGUGAGGAGACUAUCACUAAAGUUGUUCACGUUGGAGACGAUGUUCUUACACAAAAAAUAUCGACGUCAACAGAAAGAGUUCCCAAAUCUGAAAAAUCCUACACUGUGGAUGGAGAAAGCGAUUCUGAGUUAUUUGCUUUAAUGCAAAAUAUGGGAAAGCUUAAGACAGAAACAGAUACAGUUACAAAAAUAAUAAAAGAGGGUGAAAAUGUUGUCACACAAACCAUAACGACAGUAACCACUAAAGAAGUAUUAUCUCGAGAAGAUGGUACACCGCAAAACAUUAAGACUACAAUCGAAACCACAACCUUAAGCAAAGGUUCUGAUGGUUCAACAACUACUACAAAAGAUACAAAAACAUUGCUUUCUGAAUGUUCAUCUAGCCUUAGAUCCACUUCUCAAUUGAGUACAUACAGCAAAGACUCUAAAGUUGAAUUAGACGGCCUAGAAAUAUCUUUAGAAAAGGUAAGAAGUACACCCAGCGGGUCAACAUUAGAUCAUCUAGAUGUUCAAGACGUCGAUCAUAUUGAAGACACGAUAGAUAAGUCAAUAUAUUCAGAAAGUCAUGAUUCAUAUGUGGACCAUGAGUCUGAAGAAGAAAUAAAAAUAGGGGAUGAAAAAGAUAUCAAAGAAACAAAAGUAGACCACGAAUCAAGGACGCUUUAUGGAGCUGAAGAAAGCGAAGACGUUGACGAUGAUUACAUCGAAGAUACUGUGAUUGAUUCCAAUGUCUCUAAACGAGUAUACCGUGAGCAAGGUGUUGACAUAGUUGAAACUGUCACUGUGAUAACAAGACAAGAAACGUUGAAUGUAAGUGAUUCUCGUAAAGUGAUAAAAACAACAACUGAACGUAUCACAUCUAAAGAAUAUCCAGAUGGUACAAUUGCCGUUGGUAAAAAUGUUCAAGUUCAUAGUGAAGAAGUUGAAGUUGACUCUUGCAGUAACUUAGAAAGUACAUUAAGUGAGUAUACAGAAUAUGGUGAGCCAGAAGAAACCGUGACUACACAAACGGAAGAACUUAAACAGGAAAGUUAUAUUAUUAAACGGGUUAUUACAACGAAAAUUGUUAAGAUCAAAUAUGCAGAUAACAGCGGUAAUCCUAAGAAAUUAAAGACUACGACAACAGUGACAACAACAGAUAACUAUCCAGAUGGAUCAUCACGUUCAAAAGUUGACACUAGCAUCACAUUAACUGACAUAGACACAGAAAGUGUGAAUGAUACAUCUGAACUAGCAGAAUUUACAAUUCUAGAAGGUAAAUCAGUACAAGUAGAUAAACAGGAGAAAAAAAGCAUUGUUGAAAGUAAAAUUGUUCUCCAAAUUAUAACAACUACGACUACCAAGGAAAUAUUUGCAUCUACUGAUAAAACAAAGAAGAAGUUAAAAACUACAGUUGAAACAUUAACAGAAACAAAACGACCCGAUGGAAUAACCGAAGUUGUCAAAGAUUUGAAAGUUACCGUAUCCGAUUACGAUUCUGAUAUAGUAGAAGAUAGUUUAGAAGGUUUCGAAGAAGCUGAAAAACCAGAAACAGAUGUACAGGUACAAAACGAGUCUAUUAAUGAAGGUGGUAUUGUUAUUAAAAGAAAAAUUACAACGACUACGACCAAGCAUGUGUUCCAAAACAUUAGCAAGAAAACUAGGCGAUUAAAAACAAUUGUAACAAUUGUCACUGAAGAUGAAUAUCCUGAUGGUUCUAUUGUUACAAAAACAAGUGAAAAGGUAUCUUUGACAGAUGAAUUAAUGAUGGAACAACAUCAAGAGUCUUUGGUAGCAUCACCAGUAAGUCAUGAAGUUUCAGUUGAUGACAUUCCAUCUAGCGACAGUACAGAAGUAGAAACAACAUUGAAAGAAUUAAUUGAAAGUCAGCCGGAAGAAAGUGAAACCAGUAAGACUGAAGAAAUCAAAGAGAAAGAUAUAACUAUUACCAGAACCAUAGUUACAAGAAUUAUCAAAACAAAAUAUUGUGAUUCACAAGGCGCUUUAAAGAAAAUUAAAACUGUCACCGUCGUCACCACCUCAGACAAGUACCCUGAUGGUUCAAUUACGACUACUGUAGACACCAGCACUAAAGUAGUCGAUGUUGAGGUUGAAGACUAUUUUCAGGCUCAAACCUUGAAAGAUUUCACAAAACUUGAAGACAAGACAGUUCAUGUUGACACUCAAGAGAAAACUGUGAUGGUUGAAGGCAAAAAAGUAAAUCAAAUAAUUAAAACAACUACUACAAAAGAGAUAUUAUCUUCAGCUGUAAGCUCAAAGAAGAAAAUUAGAACAACUGUUGAAACUGAAACUGAAACCAUGUUACCUGGUGGUCGCUCAGAAAUAACAAAGGAUGUAAAAGUAUCUGUUGCAGAUUACGAGGAAGAAGCAUUUGAUGAAAACUUAGAAGGCUAUUCUCUAGUUGGUGAACCAGAUCAACAGACAAGUUCAGAAAAACAAACUAUCAUGGAAAACAAUAUGACUAUUAAAAGAACAACAACUAUUACUACUACUAGACAGGAAUUAGAGAAUACCAAAACAUCAUCCAAGAAAAUUAAGACUACCAUUAAAACUGUUGUUGAAGAUGAACUUCCUGAUGGAACAGUCAUUACAAAAACUAGCGAACAAGUUUCCAUCGCGGAUGUCUUUUUAAGAACACCACUAAAACAAGAAGAUGAAACCGUACCACCUGAAACAUACGUUGACACUGAGGUGGUUGAAGAUACAACUGAGGAUUCUGAUGUUAAGAAUGAAAUUAUUGAACAGGGAACGGUUAAAAUUAAGCGUACGAUUACAACAAAAACAAAGAAAGAAACGUUGGCUAGUUCAGAUAAAAAUAUUAAACGAGUUCGAACAACAGUAGAAACCACAACUGUAGAUGAAUAUCCUGAUGGGUCAACAGAAACCACUAAAGAUGUCAAAAUAACAAUUUCAGAGUUCCAGAAAACAUCAGAUAGUAAUUUACAAGCUGCUUUACAAGGUCUUUCUUCUACUGGGAAAGUGAAAACAUCAGUUGAUACGAAAACAAACAUCAUUACUCAACAAGGCGAUAAAAUUACUCAAACAGUAACAACUUAUGUCACUAAAGAAGAACUAAAGAAUAAUGAAACCAGUGAAAUCGCAGUUAAAACUGUAACUGAAACAGUGACAGAAAAUAAAAGGGACGAUGGCUCCGUGGAAACAACGAAAGAUGUCCGCACGCAAAUUACAUACUUACCCAUUGGUACUGGGUUAGACGACUGGACACCUGAAGAGCUAGAAGAAAUUGAGAAGCAACCUGUACAAGAGGAGAAGCCAAAGCUCGAUGAGUUGCCCUUAGAAGAAAAAGAAGAGCCGAAGCUAGAGAAAAAAGUUAAAAAGCAACGUUCACCAGUUGGGGACAUAACAACAGAUACUGAAACGUUUACGAAAAUUAUCAAGGAAGGUGAAAACGAAAUCACUCAGACAAUAACAGUAGUUACCACCAAAGAGGUUAUAAGCCCUGAAAAAAUCAAAGUAACAGUCGAGACUACAACAGUGAGUAAAGGCAGUGAUGGAGUCACCAAAACCACAAAAUCUACUAAAACCACAAUUUCAGAGUUCAAAGAAGAGUUUGAAGAAAUUAUAGAUAGAGGCGAGAGUGAGAAAUCAUUUUCAAAACAUUCCUCAAAAACUGGAGAUAUGCGCAGUUCAUCCGCAGCUAGUGAUGACUUUGAUCAUCCCGGUAUAUCUACACCUCCGUCAGAUAUCAGCUCCAGGGGCUCACGGGCUGCAACACAUAUUUGGGGCACAGAAAGCAGUGGAAUGUAUUAUAGCGACGACGACGGUCAAGGAAGUCCAAGCAGCACAAAAUCACAAGUAGCACAUUCCCCAAGAUCCAAUCUAAGCUUUGAACUAGAUUCUACGAAGUUACCACAGCAACGAGAAUCCAGUCAAGAAAUGUUAUUUGAAAAGGAUUUUGAAUCACUUCCAAAAGAUCCAAUGUCGACCUCCAUCUAUGGACAGCUGCCUGAAGAUGACUCAUGCACAUCUUCAACUCAUUCUGAAGUUAAGACUGAAAUUCGUGUAAUUGAAGUACCAGUAACAAAAAUGACUGAACAAUUUUUAGCACAAGAAAAACUUAAAUCAGAAUUUGUAAAACAUAGUAGUAAGAUUUCUGAUGCAACUUUCUUGAAAGAAGCUGACGAACAGUUUGAAAAAGCGAUUGAGGAACACAAAAAAGUUAGCGGCUCACAGGUCAUAUCGAACAUAACGGCUAAAUACGAAUUAGACGAGCAAAGACAAUCUAGCACGAGUCACCAGAAGUCUGUCAUGGAAGAAAGUACAAUAACACUGAAAGACUUAAAAACAGAGACCAAGAAAGUUUCGGAGUCAAGUGCUUCGUCAAGUAGCAAAUUGGAAUCUAGGUCGGAGAAAUCUGUAGUUACCAGUAAAACUGAGGCUAAAGAUCCUAUUGAAUCUUGGGGUAAACCUUUGGGCUUACCAAGUCCUAUCAUGCCACCAACUCAAUCUGAUGGUAAAAGCACUCCCAAGAAACAAACACCUAGUUCUACUGUCCUAAAUAAAAAUAAGAUCAACCAAGAAAAGAGCAAAGAAGCUAAGAAUCGGGCUUCAGAGUCGCCAAGCAAAAAGAAGUCACCAGCACCGGUUUAUAUGGAGCUGACUUACGUCCCCCACCAUGGCAAUUCUUACUACUCAGCCGUAGAGUUCUUUAAGCGUGUACGGGCAAGAUACUAUGUAUUCUCCGGAACAGAGCCCUCGAAAGAAAUUUAUAAUGCUCUUCUUGAUGCCAAGAAAACAUGGGAAGAUAAAGAUUUAGAAGUAACUAUUAUUCCCACUUACGACACGGAUGUUCUUGGCUACUGGGUGACUGAGAAUGAGGAAGCUUUGGAGAAAUACAAGAUCGACCUAUCGCCAUCGGCUUCCCGAUGCACCAUCAACCUUCAAGAUCACGAGACGUCAUGUGCGGCCUACAGACUCGAGUUCUAGGUGUCGGGUCUAUUUGUGGCCUUCUCAUCGAAGAAGUGAGCCGCUCGUCCAGCGACAGAUGCUUUUGAAAGGAGGGAAAGAAGAAAACGUUAAUUGUUGUAGGAAAAAAAUAGGCUGUGAUAAAGAUGAAAGUAUUCAGAAGCAUCUCAGCUGCACAGAGCGCACUACUUCGCAUGAGAUAGUUUGCAAAUAGAAACACUUAAAGACUUUGUGAUAUUUGAAUGCAAUUAACAGACUGCUAAUGAGUUUGAUAAAAACGUAGUUAAUUAUCAGGUUAAUUUGAAUCAGGAGUUAUACGAACCGAUCGAAGUGCUGGUGUGUUGUGAGUGUGCGGCGCGGCGGCCCAACGCGAUCCCAAACUGACAAAGUCCUUAACCGCAUCCAGUUUAAAAGUCAAUAACCAAAAUCUCGACCUAAUAACAAAAACGUCCAUUUUUUUCUAAAACUGUUUUCUAGUAGCAUUCAUUGAUAAAAUAGAACAUGCCAUUUAAAAUAUAUUUCUGAUGAUGUUUUAAAAAAUUUGGUCUUAUACAAUCUGUAGUGCUUUUAUACACAAUAUUUAGCGUAACCAGUCCAUUUUGUUUAGCCAAAACACCGCUUAUGCGAAUAUCUAAAUUUUGGAAAAGUUAUUUUGCUAUCGCAUUGUAAAAUUUUGAAUAGAUGAAUUGUACAAAAACUGCGAGCACGGCCAUGUUUGUUUUAGCGAAGCUUUGUAUUAAAGGACGUGUUAAAUACGGUUCCGGUAGACAUUGUGUCAAUGAAAUCUAUGACAAGUGUUAAUAUAAAAUACCUGAUGUACUUUUAUAUGGUCAAAGUUUAAAUGUUAAAGUAUAUUUAACAAAGUCUUUAAAAGGCGCCCCUAUAGAUUAUCAAGUCGCUCCGCAGCCUAGUGCAGCUUGCGCUAGUUUAUCGAUAUUGUUAGGAGUGACAUUCUAACAACUGUUGUUACGACUCUAGAACGACAAAGAUGACUUCUCUUUUCUAUAUAAAGAGUUCAAAGCUGUGAAUGAUUGAUAAAGUAAAUAUUACGUACUUUAAGAUCAGCGAAAAUGAAGUAAUUGUUAAUUUUUAUUUUAACUCGAGCUUACCUCCAUGCAAUGGAUAAAAAAACGAUGGAACGUUCAAUCGGAAGCACAAAGAAUUAAUUUUAAGGAUCUGAUAUAAUUUUCAAAGUAGUAUGAAAAUCCUGCACUUCAAAAUACUUUGUUAAUUGUAACAAGUCUUUAAACUAAGAAUAGAAAUGACAAGCUACAUGCAUGGGCUUGACGAGCCAUCGUUUCUCAUAUUCAAUGAAGUGAUCUCUGUUUUUCUAGAUUACCAAUGAGCCUAAAACGAUAGAGAGCUUAAACCCAUUUAAAAUAAAUGUUUUAGUAAAACUAUUAUUACAAUUGAACUCUCUAUUUACCUUGUUUAAGUUGAAAUUUGCUUGUUGCGUCAGAAGUUACUAAAACAUAGUUCUAAUACAUGUUAUAAAUUUUACUUAUUUAAAAAUUUAAAAUCCUCAAGUGAUUAUUGAAUCUCUGCGUUGUUUAUCUAAAUAUUUGGCAUUUUAUUUUGUCUGUUAUUACGUUGUUUUUUAUUUCUAGUCGAUACGACCCAAAUACUUAUGAAGACGUUGUAGUCAUAAUAAUUAUUCGUUCCUAUUUGAAUUGAGUUCUAGCGUUUCUAAUAUUUUCCAAUUGAAUGAACCUCAAUCCUCAUGUAAUUAUAGAUAAAGGUACUCCAUUAGAAGAUUGUUUUACAAUUAAAUCGUUAUGUUCGUAUGAUGUGAGCGAAUGUGAUAAUGAUGAUUCAUCAUAUAAUUUACCAUCUAGUGAGUAAGAUACCUACUGAUCAGGGCUUUCCUCAAGUUAAAUGAUUAUUUCUCUAUUUAGUUAUUGCCAAAUGUGAAAAAUGAUGGUUUGAGUCAAUUAAUUUUAAGUCAUCCAUAGUGUUAAGCCGGUCUAAUCACUUCUAUCAUCGCUUUCUUUGCCAACAUCCUUCUAAAUAUAGUUAAAAUAGCGAAUACAUUUCGUAUUAUCUGAAAGCACCAGCACAAUGUAUUAACAUAAAAUAUAAACUAAAAAUGUUAACAAAUAACAUAAAAUAUGGUAUUCUAUAUAUUUAUUUUUAUGUAAUACUUUGUAAAAGUACGAAUGAGAAUUUAUUUUAUAGUUAAUAUGAUAUAGUAUGUGUUACUGUGUGUUGUUUGAUGUGAGCACAAUAAAUAAUUAUGUUUCGAUAUGUGAGUUCAUGCUUUAGGUUAUUGUGGAUGGGACUAAACAGGGAGAUGAAUCUUGGAUCCAAAUGGAAGUCAAAACCAAUGUAGCUUUCAAAAGACUGUCUCGCUUGAUUUUCCUAUUUAGUGGCCAAAGAUAUUUUUAUCAAUAAACAGUUUUAGUUACAUCGUCUGAGGUUGGAUACCUUAACAUCCUGAACUAGACUGCAAAAAACCUGCCUCAUUUAUUUUUAAGGAGAACUCUUCCAGCUUUUGCGGCUUCCUUAGACAUUCCUUACAGAAAGAUACAUUGGUUGGGGCAAAAGAAGCUUUGAGAAUAUUUUGAAUGAUUUUAAAAUAGGCUUUCUUCUUAUUUCAGCCAGCAUCCACGACUUAGCUGGCUCUGAAGCCUGACCCAAAAGUUUACUAUUGUAUUUUAUAGCUAGAACUCUAAUUAAUGCAUAUUAUUAGGAAUAUUAAAAUGUUAUUAAAGUUAAGAAUUGUAUCAGCUUAGUGAACAUCAAUAGCUCUGAGAAAUAAAUCAUUAUUGAAAUUAUUAAAUGGUGUAUUCUUCCGGCAGUGGCCGAGUCUAAGGAGUUAGUAUUAUUUUGAAAUAUUAUUAAUUUCUAUUGGUUACAUUAUAAGAAAUAUACAUGAUGAUAAAAAUUACAUAGUUUUAGAACAUUUAAAAUAAGAACAAAAUUAAAACUUCCCUUACAAGAACAUUACACUUAAAAGUAAAAAUGUAAUAGGUUCUAGUCAUUAAUCUGGUGUCAUUGAAUGAUUACUGUCAAAUCACGCCUUAAAAUUUUAUAGGAAUAAACAAAUGAAAAGUGUAACUAAUAAAAGUGAAUAUAAGUUUUGCAGUAACUUUUCUAGUGAACAUUGGCUCAACGAUACGUUGAUGAAUUUUUGCAGUCACGUAUUACAUCUUUACUUAAAAAUACGAGUUGGAUUAUUUUACUUCGAUGAUAUGUUAAUUAGUUCUGUUUCAUUUACAUAACAUUGGAAUGAAAUUGGGAUUGAAGAUGUCGGUCGGUAGAUAGGUGUAACGCAGUGUAUAAGCUUUUGUGGUGCUAACAACAGAUGUGCUAGGCAAGUAUGUUAUAAUUGAUCGACUUGAUCGUAUUCUAUUUUCCGUAUAAAUAGGAGCGAAUUUUUAAGACAAUCGGAUGUCACCGAUACUGACUAAAUUCAAACCUGUUCAUAUUCGUCCUAAUUUAUUCGGAAAAUAUGAGACACGCUUAAUGGUUAGGAAGACUGAUCGAUAGUUUUUAUUUAUUUAAAUAUUAAUACAUUUUGUUUGGUCUUUGAUAAAAAUGUCAGGAAUACACAAUACGCGGGAUUCCAUAUGCUGUUAGGCUUAGCUCUAACGGACAUGUUUAAUAAUUUAAAUAAUGAUGCUAUACUUUAAAUGGAUCUAGGUAUUUGUAAUGAUUACUGUAUUAUGUAAAAUUAAAGUAAACAUUCAUUGUAUCAGUCAUGUCGCUAUUCUCCAUUCAGCGUGUUUGAUGAAAUUGUAUGACUCAUUAAAAGUAAUAAAAAUAUUAAAAGCGUUAUCAUUCUAUUAUUUUAGAUGAAAUUAGAGACCUUAAACCUUAGAUAAAAUAUCAUCGCAAACCAAGGGCAAUAGAAAAUUAUUAGCAAAGCAAAAAUUUAAAGUUAAUAAGUACAGAAAAUAAUGUAAAGUUAGCAAAAAGUUAUCAUACAUAGGUAUAACUAGAUUAUAAUAAAGGAUAAGAAAUAAAUAGUCACCACAAUGCAACGGUAGUGGAUACUUUAUUCCUUGAUUUUGCAAUGACUAACAAACAAACACGCACACCAAAUAAGAUUAUCAUUCUCAUGGUUGGUACCUACCAACAACUUUAUUAGGUAUUCACAAUUUUAAAUCAAAAAUUAAUUAAAAUAAAUACACAUUU
Messenger RNA from Ostrinia furnacalis (Asian corn borer), 33098 nucleotides. RefSeq names its product microtubule-associated protein futsch. Gene Ontology annotation, molecular function: microtubule binding; actin binding. The record is from RefSeq and is a predicted model, not a curated record. The coding region runs from base 165 to 28982 and encodes 9605 amino acids. Lineage: Eukaryota; Metazoa; Arthropoda; Insecta; Lepidoptera; Crambidae. The transcript is spliced from 8 exons. Gene Ontology annotation, cellular component: microtubule associated complex; dendrite; microtubule. Gene Ontology annotation, biological process: regulation of microtubule depolymerization; dendrite development; axonogenesis.